AUGGCGAGUGUGAACUGCAGGGCACCCCCUAAAGAGCCAGCCCAGAAUAGUUUCCCAGAUGUGGUCGAGUUGAACGUCGGAGGGCAGGUUUACUACACUCGCCACUCAACGCUGGUGGGGACCCCAAACUCAUUACUGGGCAAGUUAUUCUCCAGUAAAAAAGACGCAACGAAUGAUUUGGCCAGGGAUCCCAAGGGACGCUACUUCAUAGACAGAGAUGGGUUCUUGUUUCGCUACGUGUUGGAUUUUCUACGGGACAGGCAAGUGGUGCUGCCUGAUCACUUCCCGGAGAAAGGGCGGCUGAGGAAAGAGGCAGAGUACUUCCAGCUGCCCGACUUGGUGAAGCUGCUCUCUCCGGAGGACGUGAAGCAAAGUCCGGAUGAUUUCUUCCACAGCGACUACGAGGACUCCCAGGGCAGCGACCCACGCCACUGCCCACCCCCGUCUCUGGUGCCAGCUGACCGCAAGAGCGGGUUCGUCACGGUGGGCUACAGGGGGUCGUGUACGUCGGGUAGAGAGAGCCAAAGCGACGCCAAGUUCAGGCGAGUUCCGCGGAUACUGGUGUGUGGAAGAGUGGCGCUGACCAAGGAAGUUUUUGGGGAGACCUUGAAUGAGAGCAGAGAUCCGGAUAGGACCCCGGACCGGUACACGUCCAGGUUUUAUCUCAAGUUCAAGCACCUGGAGCGGGCCUUCGACAUGCUGUCCGAGUGUGGUUUCCAAAUGGUGGCCUGCAACUCGUCUGUGACUGCGUCGUCCGUGAACCAGCUCACUGAGGACAAGGUCUGGUCCAGCUACACGGAGUACGUCUUUUAUCGUAAGUAUAUGGGCACACCGUUUUCUUGUGUAUUUGCUCUGUUUUUUGCUCUGACCCGGGCGUGCCAAAGUUUUACGCGUGCGUUAAAGUGGGCCAUUGGGUGUGGGCCACUGGAAUGGGAUUCUGGAUGCAGUGUGUGA
Molecule: messenger RNA, 954 nt
Organism: Knipowitschia caucasica
Lineage: Eukaryota; Metazoa; Chordata; Actinopteri; Gobiiformes; Gobiidae
Source: the annotation of a GenBank genome assembly